This is a messenger RNA of Ruditapes philippinarum (Manila clam), 6915 nucleotides long. RefSeq names its product epidermal growth factor receptor kinase substrate 8-like. Bases 258 to 1088 code for a protein of 276 amino acids. NCBI's taxonomy places the organism in Eukaryota, Metazoa, Mollusca, Bivalvia, Venerida, Veneridae. Gene Ontology annotation, molecular function: actin binding. Gene Ontology annotation, cellular component: plasma membrane. The record is from RefSeq and is a predicted model, not a curated record. The transcript is spliced from 7 exons. Gene Ontology annotation, biological process: Rho protein signal transduction; regulation of Rho protein signal transduction.
GUGAUAGAGGUUGAAAAUUGCAGUGCAGAAGAGAAGAAAGAAAUUUUAGAUACUUUAGAGAAAUACUUUAACGAGGCUAUCGAACAGAAAGUAUCAAGUCAUGAGGAAGAUCUACCAAAUUAUGUUCUGCAUACAGUAAGGGAAUCGGUUAAACAAGUGUUUCGAGACUUUUUAAUGAAGGGCAGACGUAUAACAAUUGUAAAACAAAAUGUCUGUUGCUGACAAUAAAAUGUACAUCAGUGAAAAGCUUUCUCGAAAUGGUCCGCGAUUACAGAACUGGAGAUCUCUCAUUACAACUCUCAGGCAUUGAAACAGCUAUAAAGAAGUUGCCAGGUUGUAGUAAUGUCCAACUUGCCAAUCUCAUCUUCAAAGAGAAAUUCAUAGAAGUCAUGGACGACCUAGCACAACAAAAUGACACAUCAGUGGUGGACGAAAAUGCCACAGCGGCGGAAGAAGAAACUCAAACUAGACAAUCAAAAAGAAAGGCGACACUUUGGGAAGAAGAGGAUACUUCUUUUAAAACAAAAUUAUUGAACAACUGUUUUGAUGAUAUAGAAAAGUUUGUACAGAGGUUACAACAGAUAGCCGAUGCUUAUAAAGAAUUGGAGGGACGACGGCUAAAGAGGGGCGGCAAAGGAAAACAAAAAUCUGCCGAAGAUGAAAAGUUAAUGAUGAGAGCACGGCCGCCACCAGCUGAUGAUUUUAUAGAUAUCUUCCAGAAAUUUAAAUUUGCCUUCAAUCUUCUAGCACACAUUCAUGACCCAAAUGCACCGGAACUUGUUCACUUCCUGUUUAGUCCAUUAAGUUUGAUCUACGAAGCUAGUCGUGACUCGAUUCAUGGGGGUCGUGACCUCAGUAGUGAAGCUGUCGCUCCUUUGUUGUUGUACGAUGCCAAACAAUUAUUUCUGAACUGCCUCACAUCGAACGAGUUUAAAUUGUGGCAGACACUAGGACGUCCAUGGACAUUAGUCAAAGAUGAAUGGUCGGGAAAUGUGCCCUCGUACAACCCACGGUUCUUUAAUGGUUGGCAACCAUCACCGCAGCUGCUUGACAAGGUCAAUAAACAAGACAAGAUCAGAGAUGUUUAGAUUGAAGAAACCAUUGAUGUUUAUAAAUGCGAUCCAUGUGACGGGGAAUCAUUGGCAAGCAAUUAUUGUCCUGAAUGUGAGGAGUUUUUGUGUGAAGAAUGUGUAAAAUCUCACAAAAAGAUGAAUGCAACAAAAAAGCACGAGAUUUUGGCGGCUGAAAUGGGAAAAGAUCACAAGACAAUGGGACAUGAAAACGAAAAGGUGUAGACGUAUUUUUAGAAUCAAAUUUUCAUGAAAAUUAAAUAAUUCAAAAACAAUAUAUACAUUAGGAAGUGUAGCCAGUUUGUUGUUAUUCUGAUAAGGAGUCAUCUCCAAUUUGCACAAAUUGAUGCUUGUCUUAGAAAACUUUCUUUGAGACUUUCAAGUAAAACAUAUACAUAACAAUGUCAUUUAAAGAUCCUGUAUGUUGUGAUCAAAAUGGUUCACCACACUUAGUGAAAUUAUAUAUACAUGUAUGUACAUAAUUAUGCAAAUAAAACCAUUUUAAAACAUCGCAGAAUAUGUAAAAUAUGUACUGCAAAUAUUUGUGCAUAUUAUAUGUAAUCAUUAAAAUAUAUGCAUUCAUUUGUUAUUGUAAAAUUUUACUUAAACUUUAUAGAAAAUAAAUUUUUAUUACCUCCCUUUAUUUACAUGAAAUGAUAAAUUCGGUAAUAUCUUUAUAAAUAAUACUUUUUAGAACCUACAAAUAGAAAAUAAUUUUUUUAUUACCUCCCUUUAUUUACAUAAAAUGUUAAAUUCGGUAAUAUCUUUAUAAAUAAUGCUUUUUUGAACCUACAAUAUUGAUAAAUCUUAAUUUGAGCAUCAUAUUUAUGAUUUACAACCAUAAAAAAUUAUGUUACAGGAUGUUUAACUAGUCUAUGUGCCUGUUACAGACUGUUGUAAUAAGCGGUUAAAAAUAAUCUAUUAUAUGAAAUGGAUAUCAUUCCAUAUAAUGUUUUUUUUUAAAAAUCAUUAAACAAUGAGUAUAAAAACGAAUUGUUAUGAUUUUCAAAUUUCGUUUUGAUCACUCUGAGACUAUUAUAAUUAUUGCACAGGGUUUAUAACAGACAAUACAACAUGUAUAUGUAAUGAGUCUAAACUGUUAGUAAUUUUCUUGCCUAGGUUAAAUGAUACUGUGUAAUAUAUACAAUUGAGAAUGUACGAGGAUUGAUAAAAAGUUCUCGGCCCGAUGUACUUCCGGUAGUCAGAGAACCCAACAAAUGGUCUUACUUUUCAAUAUAAUCACCCUCUACAUCAAUGCAAUUCGUCCACCUGUGUUGCAACUUGCUUAACACUUCUCUAUUAUGGUCCUCAAAGAAGUCAUUGACCGCCUCCAUGACACCUUAUUGCUUCCAAAACGUCUACCACGAAGCUUGGUUUUCAUUUUCGGAACCAGGUAGUAGUCAGAGGGGGCUAAGAAUUUCAAAACCGCAGUCAGUUGCAGCACACAUCGCUACUUAGGAUGGGUGAGCUGACGCAUUGUCGUGCAGGAGCAGAACACCUUGAGUAAGUUUUCCCCUUCUUUUACGCGCGGGUUUUUGACGCAGACGUCUCAAUUUGUCUGCAUAGUACGUACCGUUUAUGGUACGACUUUGCACAAGAUAGCCAAACAUGAUUAUCCCCUGACUAUCCCAAAGAAUUGAAGCCAUUAUCUUCCCGGCUGAUGGUACCCUCUUGAAUUUCUUCGACUGGGAUGAGCAAGGGUGCUUGCACUGCAUGCUCUGUUUUUUUGUGUGUUUUUAUUUUUAAAUUCUGGAUCGAAGCGAUGGACCCAUGUUUUAUCCUGAGUUACGAUCCGGUAGAUAUAAGCAGGUGCAUCAAGCCUGGUCCGUUUCUGGUAGUAAGUCAACUGUCUGGAGACCCACUUACCGGAAACCUUUAACAUGCCAUAGACAUCAGUAAGAAUUGCCUGAACUGAUCCAAAGCUUAUACCAACUUCCCUAGCAAUGUUUCACAGGUCUCUCUUUCUGACGCAUAUGACCAGAUCGUACACAGCUUCGGCAAUUUCAUCGUUGGUGGCCUCUUUUGGCCACCCAGGCCGCUCAUCAUCUACAAUGCUUUCCUUGCCCCUCUUUAAUUCAGCAGCCCAUUUCGUCACAGUGAUAUAGCAAGGGGACUCCUUCCCAAAUGUAUCCAUAAAGUCUUCAUGGAUUUCCUUGGGAUGUUCCUGGUACACCCUACGCUGUAGAAGUAUUUCCUGACUCGAUUUUAUUAGCAUGGGACCGUCCUACAAAGUUUGGGGACACAUCUUGUUAUCAAAUUUCCUUUAAAGACAUGAGCAGUAAUCAAAGAUGGAGAUCGUACCAUGAAGAAAUUUAUGAAGCUUCUACUAAAAUCACUGGCUUAAAAUCGAAUGCCUCAUAUGUUUUUCGGGUAAGAGUAAUAUAUGAGAAUGGAGAAGAGAGCCCAUUCAGUAAAGAAAGUGAAAAAAUUCGUACAGCUGCUUCGCUGGCGACAAAAAUGUUGAGAACAUCAAUACAAGUGACAAGUGGUAACUCUCCAAACAAGUAUGCCUUACCAAUCAAAGAAAAUAUUGCUGCUCGAAAUGAAAAAGCGAAGACCAGAAAGUUUGAAGUCGGUGAGAAUAUUGGUCUUAAAAAAUAAAAAUAAAUGUUUUCAAAAUUUUAUAAAAAAUUUAAGUUUAUCACGUCUUAUGAUGCUUCUCAUAAAAUUUUGCAAUGAAAAGCUACAAGAAAUAGCACUUAAAUCAAACCCAUUAACAAUGACGGAACAUAUCAUUCUCAUGAUUGAAAACGAGAAACUAUUAAAGAAAGAAAGGUACAUAGAGCGAAUCAAUAUCUUGAACGAGUUUCGUAAAGAUGCUGAAGUUAAAAGAAAUUUCGAAAAAUUUCCAAACGGUUUCAAAAGUAGAACUCAAGAAGACUGUAAGCGAACCGAAACAAGUAAUAUGGCCACUAGACAGCAAGUCUGUAUUGAAGAGAGUCAGAGAGUGGUUUCAGAAACAUAUUCCUAAUUUUUCAAUUUAAAAAGGGUGCACUGACUGUAUAAAAUUAUACAUGCCAGGUUAAAGUACGGAAACAUGCUGUAGCGUUUUCAAAACACAUAAAAUUUGGGAAUUAUUUUAUGAGACUUGUUCAUUUAAAUUUUAAAUAAUAAUGAUAUUGAUGAUAAUAAUUAUCAUUCCGUUAAUCAUAACAAUCGAGUGUUGUUAACCGAGUUAUAUGCAUAGGCCGUAUGAAAGUGACGUUAUUAUAAACCGUACAUAUCUUUACCAAAUACACAUCAAUAGAGAUACAUUUAUAGUAAUAUUGGCUUAUGUAAAAUACACACAGACACUUGAACAAGAAGAUGUUACUCUAAAGAAAGGUUGUUGGAUUUGUCUCCCCUUCAAUAUCCACACUUUCAAAAGACCAUGAUGUCACACUAGGUGAACAAAAGAUACACAUUAUUUCAAACUGAAUGCUGUUUUCGUUGCUCAGCCAAAAAGUGAUGCCAGACAACUAGUUGUUCUUCAGUAUCAGCUGCAAGAUAUCGGUGUAACAUGAAAUUAUCAGUCCGGACAAAGAAGAAACGUUUAGAAUCGAAAUCAGGUUUGGACAUAUAGAUGACUACAUCUCAGGAGAAUUUUAACAUUUAACCGUCAGCAUCUGAUUUUUCUAUUUCAAGUUUUCCCUCAUAAUAUCAGUUCCUGCUAUUUGGAAAGAAGCAAACGCCUCUUUACUACUCAAAAUAGUUUGUUCUGCUCUAUAGGAUCUUUAUGAACUGCCUAAUAGCUCUCAUCAUUAUGGUCAAUAAAGUUUCAGAUAUAAAAAUAAAAUUAUAUUUACUACAUGUAAUAAGAUCAUGACAUAUUUACAGUUUGGUCUAUUGUUCUGUUCAUGAAGGUUUCUUUUUAAUCAGUCUCCAGUCCUGACUCUCGCUCCACCACCCUUCGCUUAGCUAAGAGUAACGGAGCGAAAACGAUGAUCUAAUUUUAAUAUAGACUUUCAAAAUGUACAUAUUAAAUGUUUGAUCAAAUUAUUGAUUAACGUAAAUUAGGGUAAAGUGGGCAACUUUGGUAUACGGCAAUAAAGCUGGGAUGUUUGUCAUGUCUGACACAUCUUGCACAAUUAUUUCAGUUUACUUUUGUUGGUUUGAGACGCUUUUCCCUUUGUAUGCUACAUCAUCGAUAUCCUGUUUGAUAUGCUUCUAUAACUUUCAUCUAUAUAAAACAAUAUGUCUUAUUGUUAUAUAUAAUAGAUGUUAUCAUGUACUGUUUGUAUUUUAUGUAUUUUGAUAUAAAUGAAAUGGCUUUCAUAUAACCACCAGCUCGUUUCCAUUUUAGUUAUAUUCUACUUAUAUUGAUUUAUGUUUGAACUAAUGUUUGAUGUAAAAGAUUUUGUGUGUGUCUAUUUAUCAUAUUAAUUUCUUCAUAUUAAUCAAUCUUAACUAUUUUAGAACGCACUUUAAUUUACCAAACACAGCAAAAUUUAUAGUACAAAUGAGUAAAAUGCCGAACUUUAAAUUAAAAAUCUGUAGAAAGAGGAUCCCCCGGAGCAGUGAAACAACAAUAUAACAUGAAACUUGCAGAACACGAUUUGAAUGUGUCUGUUCAUGAGAGAUAAUAUAAAAGUUUCCCAUUCCUCAAGCUUAAGUGGUGUUCAAUCUUAACAAUAACGUGCUUGAAUAAAUGGUCCGGAAGGACCAGUAAAAUAAACAAAAACCCACUUAAAUGUAUGUGCAUGAAAUAAAGUUGACAUGACAUUACAUUGUAUAACUGAAAUAUAUGUUCUUGUGCUGUUUUUUAAACAUCUAGUUUUCUUAUGUUUCAUCCAACUUUCCAACUUUUGUAUAUGCAACUAAAAUAUUUAACUUUUUGAAGUUGAAUGUUACACGGUACUAAGUUUGUUGUGAACAAGUAAUUUUUGUCAUAAAACACGAAAUUGUUUACGUAAUAGAAGGAAGUUCAAGUUUAUGCGCAUGUGAUUGUGAUUUUGAAGAAGAAAAUGAAGACGAAGACGAUUUUUGAUACUAAUAUUAACUUUAUAAUUUUUAUUUUUUAUCUACAUCAUGUUUGUUCGUUGUCGUUUUAUUUCUUACUUUAUAUGUAACAUAUUUUUUCUUAUAAUCUAUAACUUGAUUACAAUAUAAUCAGUUCAACAGUAAUUUACCAAAAAAUAUGAUUUAUACAAAAUAUGUGUACAUCUAAUGAAUGGCAAUAUGCAUAUUUAAAAUAAUUACGAACGUACGUAAAGAGUCUUUAACGUCCAUGUUAAUGUUUUAAUUAGAAGCAGCUUUUGCUUCAUUUCGUCUUACUUGGAAUUUUUUUGUCACAUGAGAGGUUGUUUUCCAGUAUUACGUCAUUAUUUGAUAGAAUACCAAUAUGGCGGCUCGGAUCCAUGCAUAUAAAGCACCAUUCUUUUUCAACUGUCUGAAUUAUUCUUGAUGUAUAAACAACUAUGCAUUGGCAUUGAUUUAACCGCUUAUUAAAAUGACAAGCUAGUGUUAAAAGUUGAAAUGUGUAUUUUUACAUUGUAUAUUUCUUUCAAUAUGUGUGUCUUAAAUAAUCAUCUUUCAAAAUUAUGAAUGUGUUUGUAAUAUUUUCAAAAAUGAAUUAACUUUUCAACUUAAAUGUGAUUAAAUGAAGUAUAUGAAAAAUAAAUGUACUCUUAAAAGGCUAUUCAUAAGACGGCGUAUGUAUGUAAUUCUGGGCCAGUGCAGGUAAAAUAUGAGCAGUAAAAUGUUCAUCAGCUCAUCAGUUGCAAAAGGUAUAUGAAAACGUGUAUUUACAGAGAUUAUGAUUAAUAAUUAAUACUAGGUACUUAAGGUAUAAAACGAAUAUGAACUUAACUUUAUGACUUAAAAGUCAUUUUGUAUAUUUUGUUAUAUACUACGGAAGAGUAUAUUG